Molecule: messenger RNA, 4607 nt
Organism: Lucilia cuprina (Australian sheep blowfly)
Lineage: Eukaryota; Metazoa; Arthropoda; Insecta; Diptera; Calliphoridae
Gene: Axud1
Exons: 4
Coding region: 474-3839 (1121 amino acids)
Biological process (GO): regulation of transcription by RNA polymerase II
Cellular component (GO): nucleus
Molecular function (GO): sequence-specific DNA binding; DNA-binding transcription factor activity, RNA polymerase II-specific
Source: RefSeq, a predicted model, not a curated record
UGGAUUAAAAUUUCUGUCUACUGAUUAACGUUCCAUCUUCGUGGUGGUAAACGGAAGUGAAGUUUUUAAAUUUUAAAAAUUACUCAACGGGAGAGUAAUUAUCAAUUACUAUCAAAAUCUAUUAAUAUAAAAUCGUAAGGAUGAUAAGGCAGUCUAUUAGCAAACAUAAACUAUCUGGAUAUUCAUAUAUUCACGUACGCAAAUUAAUCAUGCGAAAAAUGCAAAAACGUGUAUAUGAUUUUGCGAAGGAUAAAUCGAUAUCCUUUUAAAGAAUUGGCUGCACGAACAUAAUAAUAUGCUUAAUGGAUGAAGGCUACAAAUGCUAAUUUAUCAUAAUAAUUCUAACGAAAAUCUUCAAGUUAGCUCAGGCUAAUCUUGCAAGUUUCACUCUCUCUCUCUAUUAAGCAACUCUGAAACUUUACUUGCCAAAAAAAAGUAAACAAUUCUCUUUGCGUGUUUGCAAGAAAAGGAGAAUGUUUACACCCAUUAAAAACUUUAUAACAUACAUACAAAAGAAUGCAAGUGGUAAUUCAAUAUUUGGAGGAAAUAGUACAACAGAAGAAGAAUCAACAAAAAUGGAAACAGAAAAUAUGAAAACCGAAAUAAAACAAGAAGAUAUUGCAACUACAUCAACAAUGCAGUCGUCAGAACAAGAAAUUCCAAAAGAAACAGAUAAAAAGGAAAUAGUUGACGAUAAAAAAUGUGAAGAAGAAAAACAAAUAAAAAUGGAGGAACCUAAAGAUACUAGCUUAGAGGCGACCAGUAUGUCUGAAAGUAAAAAAACUACAACCACUUUUAUGAGCACAUCUACAAUAUCGGCAGAAAAUUCUUGUGAAUUUGAAGAUGAUGAUAUAGAGGCACAAAUCGAAAGUAGUUUUAUGUUGAAAAAACCAAUUAAAGUUUCAGCGACACGUGGUUCGGAAAUUUUGGAAGUUAAAAAGACAUCAAAUGCUAAUUGCAGUAUAGUUAUUAGUCAUGAUUAUAAUCGUGGUCAGGCCCUAAGUCCUAUUGAUGAUGAAUUAAAUGAUUUCCGAGAUGAUCCAACGGAAAUAUUGGGCGCAACAUCAUCGCCUUGUUCAAAUCAACAUGCCGAAGAGUUUUGUUCGGUGGGUAGUGAAGAUGAAGCAUUAGAAAGAGAUGGCGCCAUAACUCCAGAUGAGUUUGUAACCGAAGAAGAAGGUGAUGCGGAUGAUAAUGAAAGAGAAAAAGAACUAAAGUUUAUGGAUGGUGAAGAAACAGAUCUUGAGAUUGAAGAGGAUGACAGAGAUGUUGAAACCGAAAACGAACAAAGGGAUGUUAUCAAUAUUCACGAUGAUGAGGAGGAUGAAGAAGAGCCAUUCUUAGAUUUGGUCAAUUUCAAAAACAGCAAUGUAAUAGUUUUAGAUGAAGUGGACCUAAACACAUCUACGAAUUCUAUUGAUACAAACAACACAGCAGAUGAUCCCUUAGCUAUAGCAUGCGAAGAACAAGAAGCCUUUGCUGCCGAUAAAACAGCCGCAUUAGAGGAAUUAAAUUUACUCAAUACUUCACAAACAUCACAGGAUGAAGAUACAAGAACCACUACUGAAGAUGAUUUACAGUGGCUGAAGACGGAUUUAGAGGAUAAUCAACCAUCAUGUAGCAAUAAGGUAGCACUACUUAAAGAUAACACAUCAGAAGUUACGCCUGAAAAGGAAGAGCGUAAUGGUGAGGGUUCUGACUCUGGUUUAGGCAGUGAAACCUCAGCCUUACACACAACCGCCACAAGUAUUACCGAUACUAGCCAGUUGAAUAUGACCACAGUCACUCCAGCACAGACACCUACACAGACAAAAACAAAAGACAGUGAGAAAUUAUUGAGUUCAAAUAUUCUGCAACUAUCAAAAUCACCACCAAAAGAAGCCGCUAAACCCUUUAGAUCAAACUUAAAAAGACGUUUAGAAGUUGAUGAUGAUGGUUUAGGAUCCUUAACCGCGACCGCCUCUGCGCUUAGUGAUCAUAGUUCUUUAAAUGGCAGCAUACAAAAGAAACCAAAGCGUUCAAUAAAUUUCGAUACCGUACAAGUAUAUUACUUUCCCCGGCAGCAGGGCUUUAGUUGUGUGCCCUCAGCGGGCGGUUGUACUUUAGGUAUGGGAGCUAGGCAUGUUGCCUUUAAAACUUUAACACUAGCUGAGCAUGCAGCCGAACUAAGACGAGCACAUCGCAUGCAAUUGCAGGAAAUCAAUCCCAGAGGUUCUUCUAGUGAUGACAGUGAAGAGUCCGAAGAAGAUUAUCUUAGUGAAGGUAGUGGUUCCGAUUUGGACGGUGAGUCGAAUGGUUUCCUACAACCUGUUUCGCCUAAACAAAGGCGAGCUCUGUUAAAGGCAGCUGGUAUACGUAAAAUUGAUCCCAGUGAAAAGGCUGAUUGCCGCAAUAUACGCAACAGUCGUGAAGUUUGCGGUUGUACUUGUCGUGAUUUUUGUGACCCCGAAACUUGUGCUUGUUCUCAAUCUGGCAUUAAAUGUCAAGUUGAUCGUGAUAUGUUUCCUUGUGGCUGCUCCCGUGAUGCCUGUGGCAAUACAAUUGGACGAGUGGAAUUUAAUCCAACUCGUGUACGCACUCAUUAUAUACACACCUUAAUGCGUUUAGAAAUGGAAAAUCGUCAACAACAAAAUCCUUACUCUUCUGCCGUUGCCUCACCCAUGCAACCAACACCCUCCACGUAUUAUCAAAGUCAUUUGCAACCUCAAUCGAAUUACAGUUCGGGUUAUGCAUCACCGGCCUAUAACACUGCCUCCGAAUUACAUCAACAAACGGCUGCCAAUACGUACUAUCACUCACAAACCCCUUCCACAUCAAAUGGUCUGUAUGGCCAACAACCCACUUUGGAAAUGACGCAUAGUGGUAGUGCGGCGGUUGCAGCUACAACUACAUCGCAAUAUGGUAUUGAUAGUUUGGAUUCAAGUCUUUUUGGUGGCACAGCUAGCGCAUCUCCAUCAUAUGGAGAGCUAAUGCCGGUGUCUUCAUCAUAUCAUUAUGGAAAUGUACAAACACAAGCAUCAUCCUACAAUUCCUAUCAUAAUACACCCUACAUUAACGCCAACAAUUCCACAGCUUCACUUAACACACCCAAUACUUACAGUUCAUGUGCUGUUCCCUCUAUACCACCCUAUGGCACAGCUACAACUACCGAAGCUACUGGAGUUUAUCACAGUGUAAGUACAUUAACAAGCCUAGAGACAACCACAGCACCGAGUUGCAGUGUUAAUGGUACGAUAUCAUUAGAAAAUGAUGCAAGUUCCAAUUUUAUAAGUCUAUCCACACCACUGGCCAGUUCCUCAAGACUAUCGCAAAUUAAUGAUUUACUACAACACAAUCGAAAUGCAACCACGGCUCUAGUAGCCGUUUCACAAAACAUUGGGGCCACAGACAAUGAUUCAGCAGCAUCUGUAGCGUCUUCACUUAGACAAGUCAAUGGUGUAACAGAUAAUUUACCGACAAGCAGCUCGUCAGCGUGUUCAUCAAUUAAUACACCACCCAUAGAAGAUGCUCCUAAAAGUUGUCUGGCUUAUGAAGGGCUAGUGGCACCUUUAAAGCCAGCACCUAUAGUGGCUGUUAUUGAGAAAGACAUAUGCAGAGGAUCAGUUAAAACCACAUCACCAAUAGUAACUGACAUAAUUGAAGACACACCAACAUUACCCUUAAAAGAGGAAGAACAAUCUACAGCAGCAUCAUUAUCACAAACAACACCAGCAUCAUUAAAUACCGAAAUUUUGCCAGAAUCAUCUUUAUUGUGUAAUAAUGAACAUGAUAAUGAUACGCUGGCGGCGGUAAGUGCAAAAAUAGAACCAUCAACUAUUGAAGUGGCAGCUGGCAACUAAAAGACAGAUCAGUUGCUUAAGCAAAACAAACAAAUAGAACACAAUUAAAAAAAAGAUAAAUCAAGUAUUUAGUUAAGUUCCAAUUUUAAUUAUAUAUAUAAAUAUAGAUAAAUAAGCGUUUAAACCAUAUAUAUAAAAAAACAAUAACAAUUUAUAUAAAAUAGAAAGGUUGCUAAGUAAUUUAAGACGUAAGCAAAGAUUUAUCCACAACAAUGUUAAAUACAUUGUUUUUCGUAAGCUUUUACUUGCGAUUCAAAUUAAUUAGUAACCCCUCAGUUUCAGUAAAUCCUUCCCUCAGAACUCUUGCAUAAACGCAAAAAUAAUCAAAGCAAUUUGUAGUAUUUUUUAAUCACAUUUUUAAACAGAAACCACAAAAUGAAUAUAUCUCAUUUAUUCAUAACAUAAAAAGAAACACUAAAGAAGAACAAAGUUUAUUUUAACCCUGAGGCAAUAGUAUAAUUUUCUAGAGGAGUGAGAAAAGCUGAAUCCGAAACGCCUCAUGUUUUUAAGAUAUUAUGUGAUAAAGGAUAAGAUAAAGAUAAUCUAUUUGCAAACCUUUGUUUAAACCUAGUUUAAUACAUGAUUUCGGUUUUUUCUGUAAUACGAAACGUUACUUAUUGUCUUAGGGCGGGGUUUUCAGAUGAAGAUAAUCUACAUUCUUUGUUAAAACCUAGUUUAAUAUAUGUUUUGUGUUUUCAGUAAACAGUAACGUUACUUAGGGCAGGUUUUUCUGAUAAAGAUAAUCUUCAUUCUUUGGUUAAACCUGGU